This is a messenger RNA of Pedinophyceae sp. YPF-701, 600 nucleotides long. NCBI's taxonomy places the organism in Eukaryota, Viridiplantae, Chlorophyta, Pedinophyceae. The record is from the annotation of a GenBank genome assembly.
AUGGUCGCCGCGGGCGGCCCCGCGAUGGCUGAUCUCAACAAGUAUGAAUACGAGGCAGGGGGGGAGUUCGGCGUCGGCACCGCCGGCCAGUACGGCGAGGCGGACCUGACGGGCCGGGACUUCUCCAACCAGGACCUGCGGCGGUCGAACUUCACGGCGGCGGACUGCCGGCGGUGCAACUUCGAGAACACGAAGCUGAACGGCGCGUACUUCAUCAAGAGCGUGGUCUUCGCGGCCAACUUCGAGGGCGCGGACCUCUCCGACACGCUCGCGGACCGCGCGGUGUUCAACGAGGCCAACCUGCGCAACACCGUGCUCGUGCGGUCGGUCCUGACGCGGUCGGACCUGGGCGGCGCGGACAUCUACGGCGCGGACUUCACGAACGCGCUCGUGGACAAGCUCCAGGUGCAGGCGCUGUGCCGGUACGCCGACGGCGUGAACCCGACCACCAACGUGAGCACGCGCAAGUCUCUGGGCUGCUCCUCGCGGCGCGUGCGGCUGGAGAGCACGCCGAGCAACCCGGACGGGCCCCAGGUGUCGGAGGAGGAGAAGCGGGCGUUCAUGUCGAGCGUCCCGUCGUACGGCGCGGGCAACCAGUGA